Ctenocephalides felis (cat flea) is the source of this 1321-nucleotide messenger RNA. RefSeq names its product TELO2-interacting protein 2-like. Lineage: Eukaryota; Metazoa; Arthropoda; Insecta; Siphonaptera; Pulicidae. The record is from RefSeq and is a predicted model, not a curated record. Bases 50 to 1321 code for a protein of 423 amino acids. The transcript has 5 exons. Gene Ontology annotation, cellular component: nucleoplasm; cytosol; centrosome.
UUAUGGUCAACUCGUAUUAAUAUUAUUGAUAUGAUCAAACAUAAUUGCCAUGGAUUAUAAUGAUUAUGAAAUAUUACUAGAACGUUGUAUUGCUCCUUCAAUUCCGGAUCUUUUACAUAGACCUGUAAAUGAUUCAGACUUUCAACAAUUUCUUAAAUCUUUGGAUUCAAAUUUGGAAUUAAUGUUAUUUAAGGCAGAAAAUCAAUUUGAAAAUUUGGAGGAAAGUGCAAUUGUAACACUAAUUUUAAUUAUUGGGGAGCAACAAAGGAAAGGAAAUUGGACUACAAAUUCUAUUAGUAUUAGAGAAGGUCUUUUAAACAUUUGGAAUAAAAUACUACAUAACGAUUCAUUAUUAGAAAGUAGACUUAUUGAUUGUUUUAAUAAAAUUAAAACAAAUCUUAAAAGAGAUACCUGGAAAUGUCAUCCUAGUAAAAUUGCUUGUGCAACAUUUAUAUCACACCUUAUAUUGGAAAGGUACUUUAAACCAACUAAAGACUAUUAUGAUCUAUUAUUGCCAGCAACAUUACUGCAGGUUGAUGAUUUUGAAAUAGAAAAUAGAGUCAAUGGUUUAAAAAUAUUGAAACAAAUAUUAGCUGCAUCACAAAAAGAAAUACUUUCUCAAUGCGGCUUAUGGAAUGUGAUGAUAGAUGCCAUUAAACGAGUUCUCUAUGUAAAAGAUGUAAAAGUUUUAGAAUAUGCCAUAGAUUGUUUAGGUUUUCUCAUAAAACUUCAGUGUAACACUGACUUAGAAAAGUGGGGCCCUGGUAAUGAAGCAGUUGAUAUUUUACUACAAGGAAUAAAUGGUGAACAGGUUUUAGAGUUAAGAUCAGUAUAUACCAAUGCAUUACCAGAACUAUUGAAUUGCAUGAAAUUUAAAAUACUUAUAUGGUUAAAUCGUUUAUUGACUAUAUAUAUUGACUAUCUAGACACAUCUGUAACGAAUAACUGUUUAGAUGAAGAUACAAUUCAUGGAAUAUCAGAGUGCAUUAUAGUAACCUUGCAGUAUUCAAGAUCAUUUAUUUUUAUGUAUGAUUAUAUCAUUGACAAAAUACUAUUGCUUUUAUUGAGAGUUGAUAACUGCAAAAUCGAUCAGACCAAAAAGGAAAAAUCAAUACAAUGUCUCAUAACUGCUGUAUCAAUACUACUUUCUCUUAACAAGAUAAAGUUUAAGGAAGUUCAGGAUAUUUAUAAUAAUCAUGUAUCUAAAACAUGCAAUAAUUACAAAUUGCAAUGGACUAAAAUUUUUGAAAUAGUAAAAGCAGAAAGUGAUUCUGAAGAAAAUGUUGUUAGUAUUUACAAAAAAUAUGUGAUUAUUAAAUAA